Apaloderma vittatum (bar-tailed trogon) is the source of this 2229-nucleotide messenger RNA. Its product is annotated as sodium channel protein type 2 subunit alpha-like. The transcript is spliced from 13 exons. Gene Ontology annotation, molecular function: voltage-gated sodium channel activity. Gene Ontology annotation, cellular component: voltage-gated sodium channel complex; plasma membrane; axon. The record is from RefSeq and is a predicted model, not a curated record. Gene Ontology annotation, biological process: sodium ion transmembrane transport; neuronal action potential; membrane depolarization during action potential. NCBI's taxonomy places the organism in Eukaryota, Metazoa, Chordata, Aves, Trogoniformes, Trogonidae. The annotation marks the transcript as partial.
AUUUUGGUACAUUCAUUAUUCAGCAUGCUUAUCAUGUGCACUAUUUUGACCAACUGUGUAUUUAUGACCAUGAGUAACCCUCCAGACUGGACAAAGAAUGUAGAAUACACAUUCACCGGAAUUUAUACCUUUGAAUCACUUAUUAAAAUUCUUGCAAGGGGCUUCUGUUUAGAAGAUUUUACAUUUCUUCGAGAUCCAUGGAAUUGGCUAGAUUUCACUGUCAUUACAUUUGCAUAUGUGACAGAGUUUGUGGACCUGGGCAAUGUCUCAGCGUUGAGAACAUUCAGAGUUCUCCGAGCUUUGAAAACAAUAUCAGUCAUUCCAGGCUUGAAGACUAUCGUGGGAGCCCUGAUUCAGUCUGUGAAGAAGCUCUCGGAUGUAAUGAUCCUGACUGUGUUUUGUCUGAGUGUAUUUGCACUAAUAGGGCUGCAGCUGUUCAUGGGCAACUUGAGGAACAAAUGCCUGCAGUGGCCUCCAGACAAUUCUACUUUUGAAACAACUGUCAUUUCCUACUUUAAUAGCUCCAUAGGUGAAAAUGGUACAUUUAUUAAUGCAACCAUGACAACAUUUAACUGGGAUGAGUACAUCGAAGACAGAAGUCAUUUCUACUUCUUGGAAGGGCAAAACGAUGCUCUGCUGUGUGGCAAUAGCUCAGAUGCAGGUCAAUGUCCAGAAGGAUAUAUAUGUGUGAAAGCUGGUAGAAACCCCAACUAUGGCUACACAAGUUUUGAUACAUUCAGUUGGGCAUUCUUGUCACUGUUUCGAUUGAUGACUCAGGACUUUUGGGAGAAUCUUUACCAGCUGACACUGCGGGCUGCUGGGAAAACAUACAUGAUAUUUUUUGUUUUGGUAAUUUUCCUGGGCUCUUUCUACCUGAUUAACUUGAUCCUGGCUGUGGUUGCCAUGGCCUAUGAAGAACAGAAUCAAGCAACCAUGGAAGAAGCAGAACAGAAAGAAGCAGAAUUUCAGCAAAUGCUGGAACAACUGAAAAAACAACAGGAAGAAGCUCAGGCAGCAGCAGCAGCUGCAGCAGCUGACUCAAGAGAUUAUAGUGGAGUAGGUGGAAUAGGUGGAUUCUCCGAAAGUUCUUCUGAGGCAUCAAAACUGAGCUCCAAGAGUGCUAAAGAGAGGAGGAAUAGAAGAAAGAAAAAAAAGCAAAAAGAGCAAUCUGAAGGCGAGGAGAAGGAUGGAGAAGAAUUUCACAAAUCUGAAUCAGAGGACAGCAUCAAAAGGAAAGGUUUCCGAUUUUCCAUUGAGGGGAAUAGACUGACAUACGAAAAGAGAUUCUCUUCCCCACACCAGUCUUUGCUGAGCAUUCGCGGCUCCCUGUUUUCCCCAAGGCGCAACAGCAGAACAAGCCUUUUCAGCUUCAGAGGUCGAGCAAAGGAUGUAGGAUCAGAAAAUGACUUUGCCGAUGACGAGCACAGCACUUUUGAAGACAACGAGAGCAGAAGAGAUUCUCUUUUUGUUCCUCAUAGACACGGUGAACGGCGCAACAGUAACAUUAGUCAGGCCAGUAGGUCAUCCAGGACAGUACCUCCACUUCCAGCAAACGGGAAGAUGCACAGCACCGUGGAUUGCAAUGGAGUAGUUUCUCUAGUCGGUGGGCCACCAGCUUUGAUGUCACCUACUGGACAGCUUCUGCCAGAGGUGAUGAUUGAUAAAGCAGCCACUGCUAGCAAUGGCACUACUACAGAAACUGACUUAAGAAAGAGACGAUCUAGUUCUUACCAUGUUCCUAUGGACUACCUAACGGAUCCCAGUGCGCGGCAAAGAGCGAUGAGUAUAGCCAGCAUGCUGACAAACACAAUGGAAGAACUGGAAGAAUCCAGACAGAAAUGCCCCCCGUGCUGGUAUAAAUUUGCUAACACUUGCUUGAUUUGGGACUGCUGUACUCCCUGGCUGAAAAUCAAGCAUAUUGUAAAUCUGAUUGUGAUGGACCCAUUUGUCGAUCUGGCCAUUACUAUCUGCAUUGUCCUAAACACCCUGUUCAUGGCCAUGGAGCACUACCCAAUGACAGAACAGUUUAGCGGUGUGCUUUCAGUAGGAAACCUUGUAUUUACUGGAAUUUUUACAGCAGAAAUGUUUCUCAAGAUAAUUGCCAUGGAUCCUUAUUAUUAUUUCCAAGAGGGAUGGAAUAUUUUUGAUGGUUUUAUUGUAAGUCUUAGUUUAAUGGAGCUUGGCCUUGCAAAUGUAGAAGGAUUAUCAGUGCUUCGAUCAUUCCGAUUG